ACCUUUGCCACUGACACUGGGAGAGUUUGCAAAAACAUCAAUAAGAUUUUUUUUUCUUCAGAAUAUCUUGUACAACUGCAGACACAGUGACCACGAACAAGAUGGCGGUCUUUGUAAAAGCUAUUUGCCUUCUUGCUGCAUUUUGCUUCACGAUCGAAGCCAAAAACGACACUCGUGCGGAUCCUGCAAAGAAGCAAACUCCGCCCGCUUCACCUCCCCAAAACCAGUUCGACUUCGUGUUCAGUAUCUACAACCAAACCACACCAAUCCCUGAGAGUCAAACUACCACGAGGAUGACCAGACCAAGCACUGGCAACCAAGCUACGAUCCAGCCUAACAUCGUAGGAGGCUCUACGAGCAUCUACGACGACUCUUCCGAGGAGGAGUCCGAUACUGAUACGGAUGACGGCGAGGUCCAAAGUGCUCCUUCUUAUGUCUUUAAGGAGAACGGGAAUCGAGUGAGCGGAAAUACACGACCUAUGUCUGCUGGAUGGACUAGGCAGCGAGCCAUGACAGGAGUGCGGGAUGGGGACCUCGUAGGAGACUACGAGGGUGGUUUAUUUGGCGUUCACGACCAUCUCGUCGGCAGGGCUACCGGUUCGUCUGCUCGUGGAGUCGGAAUCGCUCUCGGUUUGCUCGGACUCCUAACUGUGGUAAUAGCUGCUGCUUUCCUCAUCAUCAGAAAACAAAGGAGUAAUAACGCAAGCUUUGUUCGUAUUUAAUGGGAAUACAUCGAUGGUAUUAGUAUGGACCAAAUUACAGAUUGUUACACAGCCAGUCGGUUUCUACGAAACAUUAUUGAAAUAUGUAUAUUUAUUUGUGAUUGAUUAAUUUAUUAAUUCAUAUGUAAUAUGUACAUUUCUAUAUUGACUUCCUUGUUAAAAAAUUAAUUAAACCAGUUUCCCUUUUAUUUCAUCAUAUAUUUUGUUGAUUUAUUUGAUUUCAUUCUUAAUAACUAUGUUAUCUUUUCUUGAUUUCGGGCUUGUUUUUGUUUUGGGGAUCUAUUGUUGGGGGGGGGGGCUUCGUUUGUGAUAUGGAUAAAGGUUGUCGUUAAAUAUUUUCAUGGCGCCCUUUCUCAGAUAUACCCCCCCCCCCCCCACACACACACACACACACACACAAAUCAUCAAAGAAUAAUUUAGAUUUGUAAUUCAUUUAAACUAUUUUGGUUUUGACCAUUUUAAUGUCGUAUUGAGACUAAAUGUAUUUUUUCACAGCAAUCCGAUGAAAGUAAGCUCAGUUCAAUUAAAUGUUAUUUUAGUAAUCAUAAUGUUUCUUAGGGCUUUACAUUGCAAUUAUUAUUAUCCCAGUCAUUGGAUCCUGACAUGCCCGCACAUAAGGUAUGCCCUUCUCCACUCCCUGGGAACAUUCCUACAAGAGUUCCAAGACUUAUUUGCUCGGCAUACUACCUAUAGGCAUUGGCAUCCUACCGGGUACACACUAAGAAAUAAAGGUGCAGUUUAGGAUUCAAAUUUGCGUUUAGCACCCCUAUCUCGACAAGGGUUGAAUAUUCCACCUGUACGGGUUCACUUUGUACGAACCAGGGUUCAAUUUCCAGAAAGGUUCAAUUUUGAACCUUUCUGUAUGGAUUAUUAGUCCUGUACAGAAACCUACGGAAAAGCGAUUAUUAUAUUGUUCACAUGUUACAGCCAGUAUCUCUUAUAAAAGUAAGUUGAUUCAAAGGUUGUUGAAAGAAAAUGAAGUUAAAUUACCAAAUAAUCAAUAUUAAUUAAUUUGCUACGUGAAUCCACGCAAACGAAACAUAAAAGUUAUAAUUCUCCGUAAAGAAAGUAACCGUACAUAGACUAAGUGGCUAGCCGGUGAUCAACCAAUCACGCAAACGGAGACAAGGCGUCAAAUCGGUACACAAAACAUACAGAUAUCCCACAUCUUCACAGUACAAAGAGGUUUGCAGAGCACUUGUUGUUAGAUUCCCCAUCUUGAAGGACAAAGCCAAGAACUCUACUGGAUAUGUAAGUAAUAUUUUUACCAGUUCAUUCCAUGCCAUUUCAUAAAUUCAGGAGUUGAUAACAUAUGUACAUGUAUGCUGAUAAUUACUAUGAAGUUUUAAGUUGUUUGGGUUGAAACUUCUGAAGAUGUAUUUUUUUACAAAAUUGUCUUUAUGUCAGUUUUCUUUGUUUACUGUAAUUAAAUUGUUAAAAGACAUU
Molecule: messenger RNA, 2168 nt
Organism: Lytechinus pictus (painted urchin)
Lineage: Eukaryota; Metazoa; Echinodermata; Echinoidea; Temnopleuroida; Toxopneustidae
Exons: 2
Coding region: 102-722 (206 amino acids)
Source: RefSeq, a predicted model, not a curated record